Messenger RNA from Tachysurus vachellii, 1551 nucleotides. It is a transcript of the gene ppp1r27b, whose product is annotated as protein phosphatase 1, regulatory subunit 27b. Gene Ontology annotation, molecular function: phosphatase binding. The transcript is spliced from 3 exons. The coding region runs from base 595 to 1101 and encodes 168 amino acids. The record is from RefSeq and is a predicted model, not a curated record. Lineage: Eukaryota; Metazoa; Chordata; Actinopteri; Siluriformes; Bagridae.
CAUUAAAAAUCAAUUUGAAUUGUUAAAAGUGAUAUAGAAAUAAAUUGAAUUGAAUAUAAAUGACCUAGAAAAAUCUAAACAUUGGCUGCAGCAUCAUUUUAACUUCAUGCCUCAAAAUAACCUUCAUGAUGACAAACAUAUUUUUAGUUUCACAUUCAGGCCAUUUCCAAGACUAUAUUCAUGUCUUCCAGAUUGUUCUGUGUGUUUAUGUCUACACCCCCCAUCUUUACAGCUGUUUACUAGAGGUUUACACGUGGAGUAUGUGACCGCAAGCUAUGAGCUGGCAGGAGUGUGUGUGUGUGUGUGUGUGUGUGUGUGUGUAAGAAUCUUGGAGAAAACAAGUUUCAGUUCCUGUCAAUUGGGCGGGUCAAAAAGCCACUCAGCUUUCAAUUCAGUCACUCGAGCUGUGAGGUGAUGGCACCAAAAAUAGUCUGAGAGAGAAUAUAAAGAGCUGGACCUAACUGACCAGACAUCACAAGAAGAGCAAGAAGUCUGGGAGCGACACACAAUCACAAGGCAAGAAGAUUGGAAGUCUGGUCCGAGCGAGAGUCCGAGAUUCCGGGACGACCCACAGAACAAACUUACCGCAAGGAGAUGAUGAAGUAUUACCAGUGUCCCGUGACCCAGAAUGUGAGCUAUGAGGGGUGCAACAUCAAACCUGGGAAUCUGGUGACCUGCCUUCCUGCCCACAAGUCCGAAAAACCAGUCCGCAGCGUCCACUUCCCCAACGACGUGGUCUUCCAGGAUUAUGUCCGUCACGGAGAGCUGGAGAGGAUCGGACGCUUCAUCCGGGCCAGGAGGGUCACCCUGGACACUAUGUAUCCUUCAGGCAUGGCAGCCAUACACGAGGCCGUGCUCUCGGGGAACCUGGAGUGUGUGAAGCUGCUGGUAAAACACGGUGCAGACAUCAUGCAGAGAGACGAGGACGGCUGGACGCCGCUCCACAUGGCCUGCAGCGACGGAUUCCCACACAUCGCAGAGUUCCUGCUCUCUCUCGGUGCUGACCCCGAGGCUGAGAACGAAUGUGGAGAGAAACCCGCUGACCUCAUCGACCCCGACUGUAAAGAGCUGGUGGAGAUGUUCGGUGCCGGCGCAGACUGAACCUGCAGCACGUCCGGAGCAUUGAAUCAGCUCGAUCUUCUCCUCCGUCUGAUGGUGAUGGAGUAAGACCCAGAGCAUAAACGCUGCUACAUGUAGCUCUUCUGGUGAAUAAGGCCUUGAAUGACGUUGGUGCAGGUCUGAGCGUGGAGGAGAACAGCAGAAGAACUUAAAGUGGAACGGAGACGUGGAACCUCGAAAGGGGUCGUGACUGCAGAGGAAAGAGAUUCCGCUGGAGAACAAGACACGAAGCAGCUCUGUGUUUUAAUACCGUUGUGUUUGAUCUUGUAUUCUGUAGACAUUAAAUAGCUCAGUGCAAAAGUUUUCAUCCCUGAAGGACAUAAAUGGGGUAAAACAGAAAAGAAACUCUGGCUCUGUUUGAAACUACUUUACGUUUGGGGUUGUUGUCUUGCAAAAUUUAUUUUUAUAUAAAUAAUUUGUAAAAAUAAAUAA